AUGUCGUCACUCCUGGCCCAGGCCAGCCACAGCCGGCCACUGCAGCUGGCGGCGACGGCGAUUGUGUCGGGCGCGGUCGCCGUCGGCGUGCUCUUGGGCGUCCAGCACAACGUCCAGGCGUCACGGCUGCGUCGUCUGAAACGGUCAGUCGCCAACGAUGUGGCCGCGGAGGAAGCCGCGGAGGCGGUUGGCGGCAAGACAGCCGCGUCGAGAAAGGCACAGGCCAACGGCGGCGUCGACCACAACGACCUCGGCGAGGUGGUUGAGACGGAAGACCCGGAAGAGCUGCGUGCCCUCGCCCUCGCCCGCCGCGCCCAGGCCGGCGACUACGCCGAAGAGGUCAUUCUGGAGCAGCUGACGCGCAACCAGGCGUUCCUGACGCCGCAAGGGCUGCAGAACGUGCGCGAUGCCGUCGUGGUGGUUGUUGGCUGCGGCGGGGUCGGCUCGCACUGCGCGGCCGCCCUCGCCCGCAGCGGCGUGGCACGCAUCCGCCUCGUCGACUUUGACCAGGUGUCACUGAGCUCGCUCAACCGGCACGCCGUGGCGACGCUGGCCGACGUUGGCCGGCCCAAAGUGCGCGUCCUGUCGCGGCGGCUGCUGGCCGUGGCGCCGUGGGUGCGGUUCGAUCUGCGCGGCGAGAAGUUUGACAAGGCGUCGGCUGCGCGUCUCCUGGGCCCGUGGCGGGACGCGGACGUCGAGGGUGCGUCGGGCGCGGGAGCUGACGGCACCAAGGAGCGCCCCGUGUCGUUUAUUGUCGACGCCAUUGACAACAUCGACACCAAGGUCGAGCUGCUGCGCUACUGCCACGAGCACAAGCUGCCCAUUAUCGCGUCCAUGGGUGCCGGCACCAAGAGCGACCCGACCAAGGUGGUGGUCGGCGACAUCGGCUCGAGCGCCGAGGACCGGCUGUCGCGCGCAACGCGGCGGCGGCUCAAGCUGUUGGGCAUCACGAGCGGCAUUCCGGCCGUGUACUCGACGGAGCGCACAGAGGCGGGCGACGGGAAGGCUGCGCUGCUGCCGCUGCCGGACGAGCAGUUUGCCAAAGGCAAAGAUGCAGUGCGUGAGCUGGGUGCGCUGCCCGACUUUCGUGUGCGUAUCCUGCCGGUGCUGGGCACGAUGCCGGCGGUGUUUGGCUACACGCUGGCGAACCAUAUUCUCUUGGUCCUUUCUGGCUACCCACACGACUAUGCGGCCGUCAAGGGACGUGACAAGAUGUACGAUCAGAUCCUGGCGGCUGUGCACGGCUUUGAGGAGAAGAUGGUGCGCCAUUUUGAAGAGGCCAGCAAGACCAAGACGGCGAAUGGCGACACUGCCCUCACCGACGACAGCAACAGCAAAAAGGACAAGACGAGCAAAAAGGACAAGAAAAAGACGACGCCGUAUGACGCCAACUCCGCCGCCGUCGGCCUGCGCGUGCCCUUGACGUCGGCCGACGUGGCCUUUCUUGUCGAGGAAAUCUACCGCGGCCGCAGUGCCGUUUCGGGUCUGCCCACGCGCACGACGCUUGUCCGCUGGCAGCUGCCACAACGCGCCCAGGGCGCCGACGGCAUCGUCGAGUCCCUGCUGGACCGUGUGCGCCCAGCGGCCGCAGACCUCGAGGGCGACAUGCCCCUGCAGGCCGAGCAGAAGACGGCUCGCCUGCACCUGGGCGACCUUGUGUGCAUGACGCGCGAAGAGGCCAGCCGGCACCAGGAUCAGAUCCUGUUCCAAGGCCGGCCGCUGUCGAGCCUGUACGACGAGGCCACGCUGGCGCGCAUCGAGGCGCGGCGGCACGAGGCGGCCGAGUAUGAGAAGUAUAGGUAA
Messenger RNA from Sporothrix brasiliensis 5110, 1803 nucleotides. RefSeq names its product ThiF family protein. The transcript is spliced from 2 exons. The record is from RefSeq and is a predicted model, not a curated record. Gene Ontology annotation, cellular component: mitochondrial outer membrane. Gene Ontology annotation, molecular function: ubiquitin-like modifier activating enzyme activity; tRNA threonylcarbamoyladenosine dehydratase activity. Gene Ontology annotation, biological process: cyclic threonylcarbamoyladenosine biosynthetic process. The coding region runs from base 1 to 1803 and encodes 600 amino acids. NCBI's taxonomy places the organism in Eukaryota, Fungi, Ascomycota, Sordariomycetes, Ophiostomatales, Ophiostomataceae.